UCUCCAUUCUCUCUCUCUUUCUAUUACAAAAUUACAGUUUUUCUUGCAUUUUGCUCUCUCUCUCUCUCUCUCUCUCUCUCUCUGCAUAUCCCAAAUAAUCAAUUUUUCAAGAAUUGGGUUUCUUUGAAUCUCAAUAAUCCCUUUGAAACAACAACAAAAAAUUGAUUUUGUGUUUGGGAUUGCAUGAAGAAAUAUAUGAAAGAGUGAAUUUAGCCUGCAAAAAUGUUGGGCUCUUAUACUGCUUUUGCUCAUCUCCUUAUGCCCUUUUCAAAACCUAUGUCUCAUCGUUCUCUCAUUGGUGGUAAUCAUACCUCUGCUCGUUUCUGUUCCCGGUAAUUGAUUUUUGUUAAGUAAAAAAGGAGUGAUUUUGAUGGAUCAUAGUACGGGGAAGCCGGGAUUUUUUAGGAAUGUUUUGGUACGUUUAUGCCUUUUUUGUGUUGUGAUUGUCUGUUGUCGGUUUGCUUAUGUGGUCACUCUCAAAGGGGAAACUUGUGACCUGGGUGAUUUUUGUUUCUUCUCUUUGCCGGAAAAUCUGAAUGUUAUUUCCGGCGUCGGACAGCUGGCUGAGUCUGUAUCAGCGGUCAUGACCACCGAGGAUGCCGGAAAAUCUGCUCCGGCUAAGCCCAAACUUCCCGAUCUAUGGGCGGAUAAAGAUUUCCAAAAGUCGGCCCAAUUUUUUUCUUCGGUGUUUCAGGAUCUUGUUGCAGAGGGGUUUUUGAACCCAAAUUCGAAAGCCCUUUGCGUUGAAACGCCGAUGGGUGCUGAUGUUUUUGCGUUGAGGGAAAUUGGGGUUACAGAUUCAGUUGGGAUUUACAAGAAAGGUUCAAAGCCUUUGGUGAUUACAGGUAAAGCUGUUAAACAACCCUUUGAAGAUGAUACAUUUGAUUUCAUAUUUUCCGGUGCCGGAAUGAUCGAUAAGUCACUGAAACCGGGAGAUUUCGCGGCGGAGAUUUGUCGGACUCUGAAACCCGAAGGGUUUUUGGUUGUCCAUACAGGUUCUAAUGAUGCGUACAGUUUCAAUUCAUUCCUUCAUUUGUUUAAUUGUUGUACAUUGAUAAAGUCUAGGAAUAUUGAUGGUUUUGAUUCAACUAUUCGUGAGAUUGUUAUGAAAAAGGAUAUAUUUGUCGACCAAAAAGUGAGUGAUUUCAACAACAAUUGUCGUCAUGUUCCGGAUUAUAAAAUGAAACUGAUUAAAAAUGCUGAACCUUUGAUUAAAGAGGAACCUAAGAAACCAUGGAUUACACUUAAGAAGAAUGCACAGAGCAUAAAGUACUUGUCGUCCAUGGCGGAUAUUAGUUUUAAGCAGAGGUAUGUGUAUGUUGAUGUUGGUUCAAGGAGUUAUGGUUCAAGCAUUGUGAGUUGGUUCAAGAAACAGUAUCCUAAGCAAAACAAGACCUUUGAGAUAUAUGCUGUUGAGGCUGACAAGACUUUCCAUGGGCAGUAUAAGGGGAAAAAAGGAGUUACUUUGUUGCCAUAUGCAGCUUGGGUGAGGAACGAGACGUUGUCGUUUGAGAUUAAUCAAGAUCCGGGUCAUAAAGAUGUGGCGAAAGGGAGAGGUAUGGGAAGAAUUCAACCUGUUGAAUCUUCUAGUGAAUCUGCAAGUGAGGUGGAUGUUAUCCAAGGUUUUGACUUUGCUGAAUGGUUGAUGAGCGCGGUAUCGGAGAAGGAUUAUGUGGUGAUGAAGAUGGAUGUUGAGGGUACUGAAUUCGAUUUGAUACCAAGAUUGAUUGAAACAGGAGCAAUUUGCUUGAUUGAUGAAGUAUUUCUUGAAUGCCAUUACAAUAGGUGGCAGAAAUGCUGCCCUGGGGAGAGGUCUUCAAAGUAUCAGAAUACCUAUGGCCAGUGUUUGGAUCUCUUCACUUCUCUAAGAGAAAGUGGAGUUCUUGUUCAUCAAUGGUGGUGAUCAUCAAUAAUCCAGUCUAGUUUCCCUAGCUUUAGUUUUCUUAUCUUUGUAGUUCUUACACAACAGGUCAAAAAUUCUGUUUUUUUUACUUCAAAUUUUCAUCUGUAUGUACUGCUUGUUCCAUAUAAAGAAUUACGUUCAAUUCGUUUGCUUCUACAACAA
Molecule: messenger RNA, 2065 nt
Organism: Solanum dulcamara
Lineage: Eukaryota; Viridiplantae; Streptophyta; Magnoliopsida; Solanales; Solanaceae
Exons: 2
Coding region: 371-1903 (510 amino acids)
Molecular function (GO): S-adenosylmethionine-dependent methyltransferase activity
Source: RefSeq, a predicted model, not a curated record